Mya arenaria is the source of this 2672-nucleotide messenger RNA. Its product is annotated as GTPase Era, mitochondrial-like. NCBI's taxonomy places the organism in Eukaryota, Metazoa, Mollusca, Bivalvia, Myida, Myidae. Bases 34 to 1881 code for a protein of 615 amino acids. The transcript is spliced from 11 exons. Gene Ontology annotation, cellular component: mitochondrial matrix. Gene Ontology annotation, molecular function: rRNA binding; GTP binding; ribosomal small subunit binding. The record is from RefSeq and is a predicted model, not a curated record. Gene Ontology annotation, biological process: ribosomal small subunit assembly.
CCCAAACAGAAGACAGGUCGUUCAUUUCAUAGAAUGGCAGUUUUAAAGCAUUUGUCUCUUAGAUUAUGUCGGUGGAGCCAGUAUGUUUAUUGGCAGAAGUAUUUUGGCAAGGCAUGUUCUACUUCUGCGGAAAACAACGCCUCUACGUUGAGAACUUCAGACUUGGUGAAAAAUCACUCUUCUGACAGUGAUAGGUGCAUGGAUGGCCAAUUGCGGCUAGCUGGGGAUCAGAGUGAGGAGGAUUCAGGUGGACGAGAUCACAGCCAGAAUGAAAGGGCUCUGCAUCAUGACCAGGUGGUGGAGAAGGUGCCAGAAUUGUUAUACAAGAGAUAUCUGAUGUCCCCUGACACACCUCCCGAUGGCAAGUUGUUGAAGGUGGCCAUCCUUGGAGCCCCAAAUGCUGGCAAGUCAACGUUCAUCAACAAGCUUGUUGGCUGGAAGGUGAACUCUGUUUCGAAGAAGGUCCACACGACUAAGGGGAACACAAACACAGCAAUGAUAGUUGACAACACACAAUUAGUGUUUAUAGAUACACCAGGAGUGAUAACACAGGCAGAAAAAAGGAAACACAAAGUGGAGGUGUGGUUGGAGAAAGAACCAGAAAGGAGCUUGCAUGAGGCAGAUAUAGUCGGAAUAAUUGUUGAUGGAGGAAACACAUGGACGCGGAAUACUCUCCAUCCAGGGAUCAUAAAGGCCCUGUAUCUGUACAAGGACAUGCCGGCAUUCCUCAUCAUCAACAAGGUUGACAGUCUACCAAAAAAGCUGGUGCUACUGCAGACAAUAAAGCACCUAACGAGGGGACUGGUGGGCAACAAAUCAAUCUACACCAACCCUUACCGUCCCGACAAACCCUUGCCAAAGGAGCCUGAGCAACUCUUCCAGCACCUUGAAAAGAAAUACGGUAAACUGAGAGUGGAUCCUGGCUGGGAAGAGGCCGAACAGACCAAUGAGGGGAAAGAACAGGCCUACAAUGGGGCUAAGACCGAGGCAGCUGGCGCAGGGGAGGCUUAUCGAAGUAAAUCAGUGGGAAAAGAUGCGGAUAAGAAAAAAAGCAGCCUCGUGGGCCUGAAAAUUGUUACCUUGAAGGACUUAAAAGUAAAAGAAAAAGAUUCCUUUGAUAAUGAAAACAGUUUGGCUGAAAUAUUAACAGACCCAAUUGAAUCACAGACACACACAACUGAGGGCAAGGCUAAACUUGAAACCAGUCCAAGUGUAUCUGAAAGAAAUUUAAAUGCUAAGCGUGGUAUGCUGCAACAUAGCACAGCUAUUUCAGUGGAAAGCUACCAGUCUGACUUCGUGAAGCAUUUGUUAUCAGUGCACCACCCGGAAUAUGACCUGAAGCCAUCUGCAGUUGAGUCAGAGGAGGAGUGCCAGCAGCAGGAGCUAUUACGGGAGGCUGAGAUCGCUUCAAGGACAAUUACCAGCUGGCCUCACUUUAAACAGGUCUUCAUUAUCUCAGCACUGGAUGGAACAGGUGUUGAGGAUGUUAAGGAGUACCUGUUAUCAGCAGCCCGUCCUGGCCAGUGGCUGUAUCACAGCAGUGUGAUUACAGAGCAGCACCCAUACGAGACUGCAAAGAUGUGCAUCAGACAGGCGCUACUGGACAAUGUUCAUGGCUGGCUGCCAUAUAGGAUUGACCCUUUGAUCAGCCACUGGGAUGUUUCCAGCGAUGACACUCUGCAUUUGUCAAUAGACAUCAAUGUCAAGUCUUCAAAUCACAUGGGUCUUAUUGUGGGAAUGAACUCGGACACGAUCAAAGCUGUAUCAUACGAUGCCAAACAGGCAUUGAUGGAUGCCUUUCACUGCGAUGUGAAGUUGCGUCUCUCUGUCACAGUGAAAAAAGCCCGGGCAGGCCAUGACCGUAACAUCACCUUCUAUUGAGCAACACCCACUUGCACUACUGCAACCUCACAUUCUACUUAACUACACUCACCUGUAGGACUGUAACAUAAUCUACAACUGAGCUAAAUGCACCUGUACGCCCGUAACAUCAUCUUCUACUGAGCUACUGUCACCUGUACGACUGUCACAUCACCUUCUACUGAGCUACUGUCACCUGUACGACUGUCACAUCACCUUCUACUGAGCUACUGUCACCUGUACGACUGUCACAUCACCUUCUACUGAGCUACUGUCACCUGUAUGACCGUAAUAUCACCUACUGAACUACACUCACCUGUACGCCUGUAACAUCACCAUCUGGAGAACUACACUACUCACCUGCAGCUUCCUAGCUUGAAAAUUUGGAAUUUGUUACGUUAGAAUCUGGACAUUUACUGGCCAACCUAGUUUGACACGUCCUCGCUUUUGUUCAAUUUGUGUCUUAAAUCCCUGAAAAUUUAUUUCUGGGGUCGCACAAUUUUGUUUCCUCUGGAUUAUUAUUUUACAUUAUUAAAGUUAUAAUUAAAUAAAGAAUUGAGUUGAAUAACAUUUGUAGGUGUCAUUUAUUUUCUAUAAAUUUGGAACAUUUUUUCAUUAAUUUUCAAACAGAAAAACGUAAGUAUUGAAUUUGAGGAUAUUGGGACUCAGUUUAUUGUUGUAAAUUAUGCACUGAAGCCUAGAUACGCUACCAAGAUAAUAUGGUAUAUUUACUGAGCAUUGUAACCACACGAAAAACUAUGCAUUGAUUUUAUUGUUUGUUUAUUUAACAAAAUAAAAUAUUCUUAAAUGUU